GGGAGCUGACGCCGUGGGGCUGAAGCGGGCCGCGCGGGAGGGCGCGAAGGGAGCAGCGGCGCUCACAGUCUCCGUUGGGGCUCCGUGGGUUCCCGACCCGCCCCUGGCCUGGCCAUGGCGGGCGCCAGGCCCAGCGUCCACGCGCUGCAGCUGGAGCCGCCCACCGUAGUGGAGACCCUACGGCGCGGGAGUAAGUUCAUCAAAUGGGACGAGGAGACCUCCAGCCAGAACCUGGUGACUCUGCGUGUGGACCCCAAUGGCUUCUUCUUGUACUGGACAGGACCUAACAUGGAGGUGGAUACACUGGACAUCAGUUCCAUCCGGGACACACGGAUGGGCCGUUAUGCCCGCCUGCCCAAGGACCCCAAGAUCCGGGAAGUGCUGGGCUUUGGGGGCCCUGAUGCCCGGGUGGAAGAGAGGUUGAUGACAGUGGUGGCUGGGCCAGACCCCGUGAACACAGUAUUCUUGAACUUCAUGGCUGUGCAAGAUGACACGGCCAAGGUUUGGUCUGAGGAGCUGUUCAAACUGGCUAUGAACAUCUUGGCUCAGAACGCCUCCCGGAACACCUUCCUGCGCAAAGCAUACACAAAGCUGAAGCUGCAAGUAAACCAGGAUGGACGGAUCCCAGUCAAGAAUGUCCUGAAGAUGUUCUCAGCAGACAAGAAGAGAGUGGAGACUGCAUUGGAAUCCUGUGGCCUCAAUUUCAACAGAAGUGAGUCCAUUCGGCCCGAUGAGUUUUCCUUGGAGAUUUUCGAGCGGUUCCUUAACAAGUUGUGUUUGCGACCAGACAUUGACAAGAUCCUGCUGGAGAUAGGUGCCAAGGGCAAGCCGUAUCUGACGCUGGAGCAGCUCAUGGACUUCAUCAACCAGAAGCAGCGGGACCCGAGACUCAAUGAAGUGCUGUACCCGCCCCUGCGGCCCUCCCAGGCCCGGCUGCUCAUCGAGAAGUAUGAGCCCAAUCAGCAGUUCCUGGAGCGAGACCAGAUGUCUCUGGAGGGCUUUAGCCGCUACCUAGGAGGUGAGGAGAAUGGCAUCUUGCCCCUGGAAGCUUUGGAUCUGAGUGUAGACAUGACCCAGCCGCUGAGCUCCUACUUCAUCAACUCCUCCCACAACACCUAUCUCACAGCGGGGCAGCUGGCGGGGACCUCGUCGGUGGAGAUGUACCGCCAGGCGCUGCUGUGGGGCUGUCGCUGUGUGGAGCUAGAUGUGUGGAAGGGGCGGCCACCUGAGGAGGAGCCCUUCAUCACCCAUGGCUUCACCAUGACCACGGAGGUGCCCCUGCGAGAUGUGCUUGAGGCCAUCGCAGAGUCCGCAUUCAAAACCUCGCCCUACCCGGUCAUCCUGUCCUUCGAGAACCACGUGGACUCUGCAAAGCAGCAGGCCAAGAUGGCUGAAUACUGUCGCUCCAUCUUUGGGGACGCAUUACUCAUUGACCCACUGGACAAGUACCCGCUGGCCCCAGGGGUCCCACUGCCCAGCCCUCAGGACCUGAUGGGACGCAUCCUGGUGAAGAACAAGAAGCGGCAUCGUCCCAGCACCGUUGUCCCUACCAGCUCUGUGCGCAAGCGGCCUCUGGAGCAGAGCAACUCGGCCCUGAGUGAAAGCUCUGCCACCACCGAGCCCUCCUCCCCUCAGCUUGGAUCUCCCAGCUCGGACAGUUGCCCAGGUCUGAGCAAUGGGGAGGAGCUUGGACUGGAGAAGCUUAGCCUAGAGCCUCGUAAGUCUCUGGGUGAGGAAGGCCUAACCCGGGGCCCCGAUGCUUUUGGACCUGCUGAUCGUGAAGAUGAGGAGGAAGAUGAGGAUGAAGAGGAGCAGACAGACCCCAAAAAGCCAACCACAGAUGAGGGCACAGCCAGCAGUGAGGUCAAUGCCACUGAGGAGAUGUCCACACUUGUCAACUACAUUGAGCCUGUCAAGUUCAAGUCCUUUGAGGCUGCUCGAAAGAGGAACAAGUGCUUUGAAAUGUCAUCCUUUGUGGAGACCAAGGCCAUGGAACAGCUGACCAAGAGCCCCAUGGAGUUUGUGGAAUAUAACAAGCAGCAGCUGAGCCGCAUCUACCCCAAGGGCACCCGAGUGGACUCCUCCAACUACAUGCCCCAGCUCUUCUGGAACGUGGGCUGCCAACUUGUCGCCCUCAACUUCCAGACCCUAGACUUGGCGAUGCAGCUCAAUGCAGGCGUAUUCGAGUACAAUGGGCGCACUGGGUACCUACUCAAGCCUGAGUUCAUGCGGCGGCCAGACAAGUCCUUCGACCCCUUCACUGAGGUCAUCGUGGACGGCAUCGUGGCCAAUGCCUUGCGGGUCAAGGUGAUCUCGGGGCAGUUCCUGUCCGACAGGAAGGUGGGCAUCUACGUGGAGGUGGACAUGUUUGGUCUCCCUGUGGACACGCGGCGCAAGUACCGCACUCGGACCUCUCAGGGGAACUCAUUCAACCCUGUGUGGGACGAGGAGCCCUUUGACUUCCCCCAGGUGGUACUGCCCACACUGGCUUCACUUCGCAUUGCUGCCUUUGAGGAGGGUGGCAAAUUCGUAGGGCACCGCAUCCUGCCUGUCUCUGCCAUCCGCUCAGGGUACCACUAUGUCUGCCUGCGGAAUGAGGCCAACCAGCCGCUGUGCCUGCCAGCCCUGCUCAUCUAUACUGAGGCCUCAGACUACAUUCCUGAUGACCACCAGGAUUAUGCCAAGGCCCUGAUCAACCCCAUUAAGCACGUCAGCCUGAUGGACCAGAGGGCAAAGCAGCUGGCUGCCCUCAUUGGGGAGAGUGAGGCUCAGGCUGGCCUAGAGAUGUGCCAGGAGAGCCCAUCUCAGCAGCCAGGGUCCCAGGUGUACCUAAACCCCACACCUAGCCCACUGGUCACCUCCCCCCGCCGGCCCCCAGGUCCCACCACCUCCCCUACCAGCACCUCCCUCAGCAGCCCAGGGCAGCGGGAUGACCUCAUUGCCAGCAUCCUCUCAGAGGUGGCUGCCACCCCACUGGAUGAGCUCCGAAGCCACAAGACUCUGGUCAAGCUCCGUAGUCGGCAAGAGCGAGACAUGCGAGAGCUGUACAAGAAGCAUCAGCGGAAGGCUGUCACCCUCACUCGCCGCUUGCUUGAAGGCUUGGCCCAGGCCCGGGCUGAGAGCAGGUGCUGGCACCGGCAAGGUGUCCUCCCAAGCCCAGGUGAUGGAGCAUUAGCCCAGAGGGGUUCUCCCCACAGGGGUGGGGCUGGUGACAUGGAGGACAUGAAGGAAGAGGAGGAAGAGGUGAAGCGGUAUCAAGAGUUCCGGAACAGGCAGGUGCAAAGUCUGUUGGAGCUGAGGGAGGCCCAGGCAGACACAGAGGCUGAGCGGAGGCUGGAGCACCUGAAACAGGUUCAGCAGCGGCUCAGGGAAAUUGUCCUGGAGGCACACACAGCUCAGUUCAAAAGGCUGAAGGAGAUGAAUGAGAGGGAGAAGAAGGAGCUGCAGAAGAUCCUGGACAGAAAGCGCCACAACAGUAUCUCAGAGGCCAAGACAAGGGAGAAACAUAAGAAGGAGGCGGAACUGACAGAGAUUAACCGUCGGCACAUCACUGAGUCAGUCAACUCCAUCCGUCGGCUGGAGGAAGCCCAGAAGCAGCGACACGACCGCCUUGUGGCUGGGCAGCAGCAGGUCCUACAGCAGCUGGCCGAAGAGGAGCCCAAGCUGCUGGCCCAGCUGGCCCAGGAAUGUCAGGAGCAGCGGUCGAGGCUGCCCCAGGAGAUCCGCCGGAGCCUGCUGGGCGAGACGAUGGAGGGGCUGGGGGACAGGCCUCUGGUGGCCUGUGCCAGCAACGGUCACACACCCCAGAACAGUGGGCACCUGUCUGGUGCUGACUCGGAGAGCCAGGAGGAGAAUACGCAGCUCUGAACUUUGAGCAAGAGAUGAGGAAAUGGAGGCCCAGAGCGAUGUCACGUGUGCCAGGCUACAGCUAAGAGAUCCUGACCCGGAGGCAGGGUGGGCCUGAACCCUCUAGCAGAUUGUCUUCAGCCAGCCUGGAGGAUCUAUCCAUGCCUCAGGACCAGCGCAGAGCCCAUGGAGAGGGUGUGGCUAGGCAGCAGCAGGGUCAGGCUGGCACCUCUUCAAGGCCUUGCCCAGCUUCCUGGCGAGUCCCAGGCUCACAGACUCCCUCCUCCAGAGGAAGGCAGCCUCUUAUCUGGGCUUAUCUCCUACCAAUUGACUGUUUGCUUUGCUUUGUUUUCAUUGCAGCCUCAGGCAAACAGAUGGAGUGGGGAGGCUGGAGAAACCUGUCCAGAGUAGGGCCCUUCUCCCUCAGGGUCAAUACCACUGCCCAACCUUCCUCCCUUCUGCUGUCAGAUUUUGUCCUAUCCCCAAAUCUGCCUACUCCCCUGUAUUCCGUGUCUAGGCCCUACAAUAAUAGCAAGGCCUACCUUCUUGACCCAGCUCCCCUUCACUUACGGAAACAUUCCAUGUUGGUUCCUGGGUCCUCAAAAACCAGCUAAACUCCCAACUCCUGGUUAUGACCUUGCAGUCCUUCAGAAGUCUGGCCUGUGCUGCUCCUUCCUUGGCUCUCCUGCCAGGAGUGAUUGCCCAAUUCUCCACCUCACCUGCAGGUCGCAGCUCUAGCUCUCCUCCUCCCUGACUUCCCCACCGGAGAGAGCCUCCCUCUCCCCGGCCCUAGCCCCUCUGUGGUGUAACUCAUGUCUGUGUACUCAGUAAAAGCCCUAGCCUGGGCUACAGAGGACGCCAAUAAAUUUUUCUGGAGCUAAGCCCGA
This is a messenger RNA of Otolemur garnettii (small-eared galago), 4733 nucleotides long. RefSeq names its product phospholipase C beta 3 (gene PLCB3). Gene Ontology annotation, biological process: phosphatidylinositol-mediated signaling; lipid catabolic process. Bases 115 to 3867 code for a protein of 1250 amino acids. Lineage: Eukaryota; Metazoa; Chordata; Mammalia; Primates; Galagidae. The transcript has 32 exons. The record is from RefSeq and is a predicted model, not a curated record. Gene Ontology annotation, molecular function: calmodulin binding; calcium ion binding; phosphatidylinositol-4,5-bisphosphate phospholipase C activity.